Molecule: messenger RNA, 1621 nt
Organism: Neolamprologus brichardi
Lineage: Eukaryota; Metazoa; Chordata; Actinopteri; Cichliformes; Cichlidae
Source: RefSeq, a predicted model, not a curated record
AGCAGGAAGUGUGUUGUUGUGUGAGCCGAGUGUGUGAGCUGUGGCAGUAACAAUGCCUUCAGUUCAGUAUCUGAGAGAGUUUAUCAACGAGCGACUAACUGCUGCUGCUGAACAAAUAUUCUUGGAGUUUGAAAAAACGAUUGUCCAGUACGAGGAAGAGAUCGACCGUCAGCGCAGACUGCUGGAUAUCACCUGGAAACCCGAAAUCAAGCUGCACAGGACAGACGUCCCACAGCAGCAUGUCUGUAAGGAGGAGCUUCUCACUGACCAGCAGCUCUGUAACCAAGAGGGUCUCAACCAGAAGGAAUCAGAACUUCCUCAUAUUAAGGAGGAACAGGAGCAACUUUGCAGCAGUCAGGAGAGAAGACAGGUUAUACUGAAGGAGGAGACUGAUACCUUCAUGGUGACUGCUGAUUAUGGGGAAAGUGACCACAGUAAACCAGAACAAAAGAGUAACCAGCUUCUCUCUCACAGCUCUGCUGUAGGUGAGAGCCAAUAUCAGGAAAUAAGGAAGAAGUUUGAUUCAGGAUCAGCUGGAAAUAGAAACAAAAGUCUCAACAACGCUGAAUAUCCACCUACUUCAGGAAGUCAUUGUAACUCUGAUAAAAGUAAAAAGUCUUCAAACUGUGAUGUUUGUGGAAAAGCCUUUAAGUAUGAUUAUAUAAUGAGAAGGCAUUAUCGAAUCCACACAGGUGAGAGGCCGUUCUCUUGUAAAAUGUGUGGGAAAACGUUUAUAUCUGCUAGUUCUUUGUUGAAGCACACAAAAACUCACUCAGGUGUUAAGCCAUUGUGUUGCACAACUUGUGGAAAAAGGUUUGCAUAUAACAGUGAUUUACUGAAGCACACAAUAUCACACACUGGGGAGAAACCAUAUCAUUGUGCAACAUGUGGGAAAGUGUUUGGAUAUAGUAGUUCUUUAAUGACGCAUAUGAGAAUGCACACAGGUGUGAAACCAUAUAAUUGUAAAACAUGUGGGAAGACGUUCAAACGUAACUGUCAUUUAACGGAGCACAUAAGAACUCACACAGGUGAGGAACUCAGGACUUAGAACUCUUUUAUUGUCAAUGUAUAGUUGCUUGCACACUGAAAUUUGGAAGCAAUACCACAUAGUGUGAAAAUAAAGACAACAAUAUACUAGGAAGAAGAAGAACAGACAAUAUAAGAACACUAUGUACACUAUAAACAUGAUGUACAUGUCAUAAUAAAACAUUGUAAAUAAUAAAUAAGGGUGUAAGGGCUAUGGUCAUUAAGGGAUGGAGAUUGCACAUAUAGCUGAAAUAUUGCACAGCAGGAGCAGAAUAUUGUAUGGGAACAAAAAGAAACUCACACACAAAGCAGCAGGAAGCUGUCCUUCUCAACUACAUAAAACGGGGCCAUGCCUUUACAAAUGUAAUGUGAGACGGCUCCUGUGAUUUGUUUAUGGCGCUGGGAUGUUUUCUCAUGAGGGCCUUGUGUGAAAGACUGCUGUAUCUUCAGCUGGUAUGGUUUUUCUUUUCCCAACUUGCUCCCAUCGUUCCACAACUUGGUUUAGCUUGGAUUUUCUGGAUUCUUGAGUAUUCUUUUUUGUGGACCUUCUAUAAGUGAUAGAAGAGAUUUGUUGUGUUGCCAUCGGGUGCAGGAA